AUGCCCGAAAAAUCCAGAAGAACCAGGAAUUUUUGCAGAGGACUUUCAGAAAACUCCCACCUCUCUGAAUUCUACUCCUUCACCAGAAAACGCCGUCCUAGUGAUGCAUCUACCACGUCGCGGCUAUCGCACUUUUCGGCAGCAACGGCACAAACAGGGGACUCGCUCCCUUCGAUGAUGCCGCCGUCAUCACUGCCUCUGGACAUGGACAAAAGCCAGAUUAUCGGCACCAAACACAUCAAGGAGUCGCGAGAGGCGUACAAUCACGUGAUUGAGGCGGCGCAAAAGUACAGAGACGCUCUCGAUCUCGUGUCACGUGCCUCUGCUGAGUUUGGAGGUGCCCUGGAACAACUUUCUCACUGUAAAGGUGUUCCCGACGGCCUCCAGGCUGCUGCAGGGCUUUAUCUGCUGGUUUCCAAUCAUCAGCAGAUUCUAGGCGACACAAUUGACAAAAACUUUGUUGUCCCGGUAACAGCCCUCGGUAAGGGUCUUCAGCAGCGAUCGGCUGAGAUCCACUCCGAGUACCGGUCUAGUCACGUGAGCAAGUCUGCGGAGCUACGCAAAAAGGAGCAGCAACAGCGAGGGUUCGCGAAGCAAAAGCGGGCACGUGAUCUAGCUGCUUACAGACAGUCGUUGAUGGACGUGGCAGCCGAGAUUGACGGGUUGGACGCUCUCAAGGGCAAGUACUAUCAAGAUAUGUGGGAGGCACAUUCUUUGGCAGGAGACACUCUUCUUGGAAGUGUUUCUUCGGCUGUACGAGCGGAGGUUGAGAUCCAUGAAGGCGUAGCUCGAAAGGGAUGGUCUGGUGGGGGCCUUGAUGAAUUGAUCGAGGAAUCUGGCGAUCCCUUUGGCGAGAUUGAAAAAGACCAUCUGCAGCCCAUUGUCGGGUCCAUGAUGGGAAUGGUUGACGAUGGUCACGGUCGCGAAGAGGACGGUACCGAAGGGGAUGUGACUGAGGAGGCUAUCGAUAGAGUCACAACCGAAACUGGAGAGUGUCGUAUAAGUGACACUGAAGGAGGAGAAGGCAGUGAUAGUGAAAGUGUUCACACUGAGACUGAAUCGAGGGUGGAGGGAGUCGAGGAGGUGUCGACAGAGGGUGCGACAGAGGGUGCGACGGAGGAGGGUAAUUCGGUGGACUCUGCAGAGUCUGACUCGCUGCCCAAGCUGUCCACCUCUAUGGAUGCAAAAUGGUCCUCCGAAGACUAG
Molecule: messenger RNA, 1206 nt
Organism: Yarrowia lipolytica CLIB122
Lineage: Eukaryota; Fungi; Ascomycota; Dipodascomycetes; Dipodascales
Source: RefSeq, a predicted model, not a curated record